CGCGUGUCUCUGUCUUUCUUUGUGUUCUUCUCCAACUUGUCUACACAGAAGUUUUGCCUUUCUCUCUCUCUCCGUCUCUGGUCCUUAUUCUCUCUUACUCGCUACUGAAAUCUCCCAUGAGUUCUUUGCUUUCAAAAGUUGCCGCAACCUAAACAGAAUUGAAGACAGUACCAUGAGUCAAACAAUGGAGGAAUAUCAGUCUAAUGAGAGUGAAGAUAAAAGAAGCUGGAUUUGGAGUAAGGCGGUAAGCGUUGGGAAGAAGGUUCUGACAGCUGGUGUUAUAGUGUCUUCAGCUCCACUUCUUGUUCCUUCACUUUUUGUCGCCUCGACUAUCGCCUUCCUCUCCUCGGUUCCUUUUUGUUUCUUCUUGGCUAAUUAUGCUUGUACACAAAAGGUCAUGAGUACUCUGCUUCCUGAUACUGAAGAAACAGGUGGAGUUGACAAGGAUGAUGAUGAAUCUAGAUUUGAUGAGUACAGCAAGAUUGGUCACCGUGAAGGUGCGGCUGAAGUUGGUGAGGGUGCACUUUUCAUGGGUACGGAAGAAACCAUUCCCAUUCAGGUUAAGGAAGAUGAGGAGAUGGCGAAAGAGUCAACGAGCUUGCUAGAGAAAAUUAGGGAUGAGGGUAGAACUGACAGAGAAACCUCUGAGAAAGAAUUACAAGAUGAUAAAAAGUCCGGGAAUGCCAAGUCAGAGGAGGUUCAAGAACAGCCUGAAAAGCGGGAAGCUCCUGAGACUGGACGAGAAGGGGAACUUGGGGCCACAAAAACUGAAACUUCAACGGGCAAGGAUGACGAGGAAACGUCUUCGAAUGAGCCGAUAGACCAAGCUAGUGGGGCACAAGGAACCGGGGAAGAGAAACGAAAAAACACAACUAAGAAAAAGAAGAAAACCGGGCGUGCAGGUGUAUAGUGAGGAGCAAAUAUGGGAGAAGAUGGAGACGUUGAGGAAGGUAGUAGGAUACAGUGUUGCAAGUAGUGCCACAUGCGCAGAGGAGUUAAAGGCUCUCUAUGUCUUCACCGGCGUGGUGGAGCCACCUCACUCAAGCUUAAACCAUGACACUCAUGAUAUCGCACAUCUUACUAUUAGACUUCGCUUCCUCAUGUCUGUUAUCGGAAUAAACUAGUUUGAUGGUGUGUUUUGUGUAUUAGAUUCAGGACAUGUGUUGUGAACUAAAUCUCAACUUUGUAUGUACUUUUAUUGCGACUUUUGGUCCUAGUUUUAUUAGUCUUGAAUGUUUUCUAGUAUU
Molecule: messenger RNA, 1247 nt
Organism: Arabidopsis lyrata subsp. lyrata
Lineage: Eukaryota; Viridiplantae; Streptophyta; Magnoliopsida; Brassicales; Brassicaceae
Exons: 5
Coding region: 173-910 (245 amino acids)
Source: RefSeq, a predicted model, not a curated record